This is a messenger RNA of Helianthus annuus (common sunflower), 844 nucleotides long. RefSeq names its product UPF0678 fatty acid-binding protein-like protein At1g79260. Lineage: Eukaryota; Viridiplantae; Streptophyta; Magnoliopsida; Asterales; Asteraceae. The record is from RefSeq and is a predicted model, not a curated record. Bases 202 to 678 code for a protein of 158 amino acids. The transcript is spliced from 4 exons.
CGAGCGAUUGUCGAGCGAUCCUCCUCGAUCAUCGAGCAGUUUGUACAGCCCUAAAUGCUACUCAUACCCGGCCGACUAGGUCUUUAACGAUUCUUGUAGCUAAUAGCGGAACUACCAACCAGCUGUAUGUUCCCUUGGACUUUCUAGUAAACACCGGGCAAAGGGGUUAACCAAACCAAACGACGACAAUUGGGGUGGAAGAUGGCGGGGAAGACAGUGGUGCAUCCGGCGUUGGAACCUGUGUCGUAUCUGAUAGGAACCUGGAGAGGUGAAGGAGAAGGGGGUUUCCCCACCAUAUCUUCCUUCGCUUACGGCGAAGAGCUCAUUUUCACUCAUCCCGGUAACAAGCCUGUAAUAGCUUACUCUCAGAAGACUUGGAAAUUGAGUUCUGGAGAGCCCAUGCAUGCUGAGAGCGGCUACUGGAGGCCGAAACCCGAUGGAACAAUUGAGGUUGUCAUCGCACAGAGCACUGGUCUCGUUGAACUUCAGAAAGGAACAUACGAUGCAGAAAAGAAAGUGGUGAAGCUUCAAAGUGAGCUUGUUGGAAAUGCUUCAAAGGUUAAAGAGAUAACUCGAGUUUUUACUCUGGUUGAUGAAGAGUUAUCUUAUGUUGUUGAGAUGGCUACCAACCUCACCAAUCUUCAACCACACCUGAAAGCUUCUCUUAAGAAGCUCUAAUGUUCUUCAUUAUGAUAUACAACACGUUUACAUGUUUGUACCUUAAAACGUUAUUGAUUCUGCACAUGCAAUAUGACUUUUUUUGCUGGCCAAAUAUGACCUGUUUAAACUUAAAAAUGGCAUCCUAAAUGAGUAUAUUUCUAUAACUUGGAAUAUUGUAUUUCAA